UCGACUGACACCGUUCAUUGUCUCUCUACCACAAAUACUUGCCCAAAACAAGCUACUGCCCGGUGUAUAAGUUGGCAGCUAGUUGGUGAAGUUCUCACACGACAUGCUCUGUGUACAAUCGUAGAAGUAAGAAAAUGGUGUUCCAUGCCAUUCUCCCCAAGAUAGCCGUCCACUGGAUCAUCAACUUCUACCGGACGGCUAAGAAGCUCCGCAGCAAUGCCUUCCAAUACUACCGUAACUCCACCGCCAGGGCAACCGCCGCCGCCGCCUCCAGGUGCACCAUCCCCUCCGCCGCCGAUAGGACGGUGGUGUGCGACUUCCACGGCGGGCUCCUGAGGUCCACCACCAUAUUCCCCUACUUCAUGCUCGUCGCCUGCGAGGGCGGCAGCCUGCUCCGGGCGCUGCUCCUGCUCUGCUCCUACCCGCUCGUAUGGGCCUUGGGCGAGCACGCCGACGCUGGUAUCCGGGUCAUGGCGUUCGUCACCUUCGUCGGGCUCAGGCCACGGGACGCAGACCUCGUGGCCCGCGCAAUCCUGCCCAAGUUCUACAUGGAGAGGCUCAACGCGCUGGUGUACGACCACCUGUGGCUGCCGGCGGGGAGGAAGGUGGCCGUGACGAGCGCGCCGAGGGUGAUGGCGGAGUGGUUCUUGAAGGAGUACAUGGCCACGGACGUGGUCGUCGGGCGUGAACUUCAGACGGUUCAGAUUGGGCGCGGUUGCUACUUCACCGGGCUGCUGCGCGGGCCAGGAGCAGGGCCGGAGCUCGGAGGGGAGGGCGACAUGGCUGACGUUUUCGUCGUCGGGGCCUCCAAUCCAUUGAACCACCUGUUCAUCCCCGGCUGCAAGGAAGUUUAUGUGGUGAGCAGGGAGAGCGCCAAGACCGACACGCUUCCACGGGAGAGGUACCCGAAGCCGCUCAUCUUCCACGACGGCCGCCUCGCCUUCCUCCCCACCGCCUCCGCCAUGCUCGCCUUCUUCCUCUUCCUACCGCUCGGCUUCGUCCUCUCCGUCAUCCGCAUCUCCAUCGGCAUCGGCCUACCCUACAAGAUCAGCUUUGCAGCCGGCGCGCUCUUCGGGGUCCGCUUCCGCACAUCGGGCCGCCGCAUCCCCGAAGCCGGGACCAAACGCAGGGGCGUCCUGUUCGUGUGCAAUCACCGGACGCUGGUCGACCCGAUCAUGCUCACGGCGGCGCUGGAGAAGCCCGUUCCGGCCGUGACGUACAGCCUCAGCCGGGUCUCGGAGAUCUUCGCGCCCAUCAAGACGGUGCGGCUGACCCGCGACCGCGAGCGCGAUGCCAAGACCAUGUCGCGGCUGCUGGAGCAAGGAGACCUCGCGGUCUGCCCCGAGGGCACCACCUGCCGCGAGCCUUACCUGCUGCGGUUCAGCCCGCUGUUCGCCGAGCUCGCCGACGACAUGGAGCCCGUGGCGCUGGACGCUCAGGUGACGUCGCUGUACGGCACGACGGCGAGCGGGCACAAGUGGCUCGACCCCGUGGCGUUCUUCGCCAACCCUGCCCCUUCGUAUCGAGUGGAGUUCCUCGGGCCAGUGCCGCGGGAUCAGACAUGCGCCGGGGGAAGAACCGGCGCAGAGGUGGCGAACUGGAUCCAGCGGCGGCUAGGCGAGGCGCUCGGCUUCGAAUGCACCGGGCUUCGCCGUCAGGACAAGUACAUGAUGCUCGCUGGCAACGAUGGUGUGGUCUCCAAGUAGACGACGCUUGCAGCUGCUGGCCGGCGCGCCUCCUGAAACUCUCGGCCAAUUUCGAAAUCAGGUUGAAACGAAACUUUGGCCUACUGUAUAUUGUUACUAAAUUUGUACUCCCAUGGUCGAUGGAGUACUAUGUGAUUACAACGGUAAACUUUGGUUUCCUGCCCCUAUCACAAUUCACAAAUAUGUAUAUUUACAGCACGUUAAACUUUAGUUUCCUGCCCCUAUCGAAUAUGUCUGCUUUUGCUGUCUAAUGUAAGUGCUUUGAGGAUGGCCUUUUUUGGGCUGAUUGUGGCUGUAUGUAAUGCUAUGCAUGAAAAGCUGGUGUUUUGAGUUUUA
Messenger RNA from Lolium perenne, 2042 nucleotides. Its product is annotated as glycerol-3-phosphate acyltransferase 1-like. Gene Ontology annotation, molecular function: glycerol-3-phosphate 2-O-acyltransferase activity; phosphatase activity. Gene Ontology annotation, cellular component: membrane. The record is from RefSeq and is a predicted model, not a curated record. Gene Ontology annotation, biological process: cutin biosynthetic process. NCBI's taxonomy places the organism in Eukaryota, Viridiplantae, Streptophyta, Magnoliopsida, Poales, Poaceae.